Messenger RNA from Osmerus eperlanus (European smelt), 2379 nucleotides. It is a transcript of the gene kat14, whose product is annotated as lysine acetyltransferase 14. The record is from RefSeq and is a predicted model, not a curated record. Lineage: Eukaryota; Metazoa; Chordata; Actinopteri; Osmeriformes; Osmeridae. Gene Ontology annotation, molecular function: histone acetyltransferase activity. The transcript has 10 exons. Bases 1 to 2370 code for a protein of 789 amino acids.
AUGGACUGUGGCGAAGAACAGAGGGGAAAGGUGGACAACGAGGCGGUGUGCACCUCGGCGUCGGAGGGUCUGGAGGAGGGCGAGGUGGAGGGCGAGACGCUGCUGAUCGUGGAGUCUGAGGACCAGGCCUCGGUGGAUUUAUCGCACGACCACAGCGGCGACUCGCUCAACAGCGACGUCGGAGAGGAAGGGGAGAGCGGCUGGGCGUGCGAUGACAUGGCUUUUUACUGCGACAAGUGCCACAAGUGGAUCCCCACCGCCCAGCUACACGACGAGCAGCCUAGCUACCUUAAAGGAGACAACUUUUUCAAGUUCACCUGCUACGCUUGUUCGGAGGACGGCAAGGAGACGUUUGAGAGAAUGAGACUCACCUGGCAACAGGUGGUGAUGCUGGCCAUGUAUAACCUGUCACUAGAGGGCACUGGCCGGCAAGGCUACUUCAGAUGGAAGGAGGACAUCUGUGCGUUUAUUGGAAGACACUGGACAUUCCUACUGGGAACUAGGAAGAAGACCUCCACCUGGUGGAGCACCGUGGCAGGCUGUCUGUCGGUGGGGAGCCCCACGUUCUUCCGCUCAGGGGCCCAAGAGUUUGGAGAGCCCGGCUGGUGGAAGCUGGUACAGAACCGCCCUCCCACUCUCCGCCCCGAUGGAGACAAGUCCUCUGUGAAGGCCAGAGCCUGUAAGCCGUCGGUGGAGCCCAUCAUCACGGUGGAGGGCCUCAGGAAGCGUGGUGUGAGGAACCCGGUAGAGAACGCCAUGCAGCUGAAGGAGAAGCGCUGCCGCACCCAGGAGGCCAAGGACAUCCGCAGGGCCCAGAAGGAGGCGGCGGGGGGCGGCUACACGGAGCGCAGCGCCUCCUCCACGCCCGUCAAGAUGGGGGGGGGGCGAGGGGGUGGGCGCAGGCCCGACCAGGUGCUAGAGAAGGGCGAGGUCAUCGACUUCUCCUCGCUCAGCUCCUCCGACCGCACGCCCCUCACCAGCCCCUCGCCCUCGCCCUCCCCGGACUUCUCCGCCCCUGGCACGCCGGCAUCCCACUCUGCCACGCCCAGCCUGCUGUCAGAGGCUGACCUCAUCCCGGACGUCAUGCCGCCACAGGCGCUGUUUCAUGAUGAUGAGGAGCUGGACGGAGAGGGGGUCAUUGACCCCGGCAUGGAGUACCUCCCCCCUCCCAGCGCCGCCCUGGCGGUGCGCAAGAAGCUCCGCCCCUCCGCCGCUCACAUCAAGCAAGAGGCGGAGAGUGAGGACGAGGAGAUCCGCGGCGUCCGAGACGACAUCGAUGACGACUGCGAGCCCCCGGGCGGCCGGGACGACGGCAGAGGGCGGCCAGGAGGGGCCGGAGACAGGAGGAGGGGCCUGCAGGAGAAAGGGGAGGGGCCCUGUGCGGAGGCUAGCGCCGGCCCCCGCUACGUUCCCCUCAGCCUGUACGAGGAGCGGAUCCUUCUGCGGCGCCUGGAGGCGUGUCCUCUGGCCCUCGCCGUCACCCCUCAGGCCAAGAGGCUCCACAGGAAGCUGCUGGUGCGCCAGGCCAAGCGCCAGAGAGGGCUCCCCCUGCUGGAUGUGGACCAGGCGCUCAGCGCCACGCUCAGCCUGGUGGGGGGGCUGUACGGAGCCCAGGGGGGCGGACGACACUCUGCCUCUGGAGGGGGGAGGUUCCGGACAACCAGCCACGACCUCCGAGUCCUCGACCGCUUCCAGACGACCAUGUCCAGUAGGAGGGGCUAUCACCUGCCCUCUGUGUCGUUCUGGCACAGGCUCAUGGGGUCUGACGCUGGCGUGGACCAGGGCAUUAAAAGCCCUUACACCUCCCGAAUCCUCAAACCCUACAUAAGGAGAGACUACGAGAACAAGCCCCUGAAGCUGCGGCUCCUGGCUGAGAUCCGGGCCCACCCCCACAGGACGGAGCCUGGCUGGGCCCCGGAGCCCGAGGCCCCCAUCGACUACUGCUACGUCCGGCCCAACCACAUCCCCUCCGUCAACUCCAUGUGCCACGACAGCUUCUGGCCAGGAGUGGAUCUCUCCGAGUGUCUCCAGUACCCAGACUUCAGUGUGGUGGUGCUGUACAAGAAGGUGGUGAUCGGUUUUGGCUUCAUGGUGCCGGACGUGAAGUAUAACGAGGCGUACAUUUCCUUCCUGCUGGUGCACCCCGAGUGGAGGAGGGCUGGGAUUGCCACCUUCAUGAUCUACCAUCUCAUCCAGACCUGCAUGGGAAAGGAUGUCACGCUGCACGUGUCAGCCAGUAACCCGGCCAUGCUGCUCUACCAGAAGUUUGGCUUCAAGACGGAGGAAUACAUCUUGGACUUCUAUGACAAGUACUACCCGGUGGACAGUAAGGAGUGCCGCCACGCCUUCUUCCUGCGUUUACGUCGUUGACCCAGGAAA